AUGUCUUUCACUGCAUCCACUGCAAACAUGCAAAGCUUGUGCGCGUCGUUCAGAGGCCAAUCUUUGAACAACAAAACCGCAACCUCCUCGGCGGCGACGACGAGAAGAGCGACCCCGUCGAAAUUUUGCGUCAAUGCCGCAUCGGUCGGAAAAGUGAAGUUUGACGGCUCCUCCAAUGGCGAAGCGAACUUAGAUUUGAAGGUUGCCAGAAACGAAGUUGCGAAAGGGAUUGUGCACAAAUACGUCGUCAUGGUUAGACAAAACGCGAGAAGGGGUACGGCAUCAACCUUGACGAAAAGUGAAGUUCGAGGUGGCGGUAGAAAGCCGUACAAGCAAAAAGGGACCGGGAACGCUCGUUUGGGUUCGAAGAGAUCUCCGUUACUCCCGGGCGGGGGCGUUACGUUUGGCCCGAAGCCGAAGGACUGGAGCAUUAAGAUGAACAAGAAAGAGAGACGAUUAGCGAUGGCGACGGCAAUUCAAUCUGCGGCUUCUUCUAUGAUUGUCGUCGACGGCAUCAACUCUGGCGUUACCGUGCCAAAGUCCAAGGCGUUUCAAGACGCUUUGAAGUCGUGGGGGGUCAACGUCAACGACGAGAAGACGUACGUCAUCACGAAGGAUGCGCCAAAAGAGGUUGAGUUGGCCACGAGAAACAUGGCGAGAGUUGUGCACGCGGAUAUCACCAAAUUGAACGUCUACGACGUCUUGAACGCGGACAAGGUUGUCGUCGACGAAGCCGCGCUUGGGUACUUGAACGAUUUCUACGGCGCCGCGGGAAGAGCGUGGGCUUAA
Molecule: messenger RNA, 789 nt
Organism: Bathycoccus prasinos
Lineage: Eukaryota; Viridiplantae; Chlorophyta; Mamiellophyceae; Mamiellales; Bathycoccaceae
Product: 50S ribosomal protein L4
Exons: 2
Coding region: 1-789 (262 amino acids)
Biological process (GO): translation
Cellular component (GO): ribosome
Molecular function (GO): structural constituent of ribosome
Source: RefSeq, a predicted model, not a curated record